Dendroctonus ponderosae (mountain pine beetle) is the source of this 1053-nucleotide messenger RNA. Its product is annotated as protein PALS1-like. Lineage: Eukaryota; Metazoa; Arthropoda; Insecta; Coleoptera; Curculionidae. The record is from RefSeq and is a predicted model, not a curated record. Gene Ontology annotation, cellular component: adherens junction; plasma membrane. The transcript is spliced from 6 exons. Gene Ontology annotation, molecular function: protein binding. The coding region runs from base 1 to 1053 and encodes 350 amino acids. Gene Ontology annotation, biological process: generation of neurons; morphogenesis of an epithelial sheet; protein localization to plasma membrane.
AUGGUCGCUCACGAUGGAGUGGCAACCACGUUGCCUCCCGACUCAACGACGCCUCCGCCUCAAUCGGAAAUCCCGGCGCCCCCAAUAGCGAAUCAUCGCUAUGGAACUGAUGACAAUAUUAAAAUUAUUCGAAUAGAAAAAACGACGGAGCCUUUGGGGGCUACUGUGAGAAAUGAGGGCGAAGCUGUGGUAAUUGGACGAGUUGUGCGGGGCGGAGCAGCGGAAAAGAGCGGCCUUCUUCAUGAGGGCGACGAAAUUCUUGAAGUGAAUGGAAUUGAAAUGCGCGGAAAAAGCGUGAAUGCUGUUUGUGAUAUUCUAAAGGACAUGGAAGGCUCCUUGACCAUCUUGGUGAUACCUGCGUCGCAGGCAAGGAUUCACAUGGCCAGAGACAUGGUUCUUCACGUGCGAGCCCUCUUUGAUUACGACCCAGAGGACGACAUGUACAUACCUUGUCGAGAGUUGGGCAUUAGUUUUAGGAAAGGCGAUGUCUUGCAUGUCAUCAGCCAAGAAGACUCCAACUGGUGGCAAGCAUAUAGGGAAGGAGAAGAGGAUCAAACCCUAGCCGGAUUGAUUCCAUCGCUCUCGUUCCAACACCAAAGAGAAACGAUGCGCUUGGCUGCCGAAGAGCGGAUAUCGAAGCCAAGCAAAAAAUCCAGCACCUCCACCCUCUUAUGUGGCACCACGUCGAAGAAGAAGAAGAAAAAGGGCGCUUACGACGAAGGCGGCUACCCGAUGUAUUCAAACGACGACUACGAUCCGGAGGAGAUACUCACGUACGAAGAAGUGUCGCUGUUCUACCCCAGAGCGGACAAAAAGCGGCCCAUCGUCUUAAUAGGGCCACCCGAUAUUGGACGACAUGAAUUGCGGCAAAGGCUGAUGGAGAAUUCUGAGCGAUUUGCUGCUGCCAUUCCUCGAGUGAUUGCAAACGUUACUCAUAAACUCAGAGCGGCAACAACCCAAAAGUGCAACUCAACACAGUGCUACCCAGGCCUAGACGAUAUUCUGGUUAAAAAAACGUUUAGGGCUAGUCUGGAUAUUGAGACUAUAUACUAA